Molecule: messenger RNA, 2429 nt
Organism: Spinacia oleracea (spinach)
Lineage: Eukaryota; Viridiplantae; Streptophyta; Magnoliopsida; Caryophyllales; Amaranthaceae
Product: F-box protein SKIP2
Exons: 2
Coding region: 378-2138 (586 amino acids)
Biological process (GO): SCF-dependent proteasomal ubiquitin-dependent protein catabolic process
Cellular component (GO): SCF ubiquitin ligase complex
Molecular function (GO): protein binding
Source: RefSeq, a predicted model, not a curated record
GAGUUUUAAAAAGAUGCUAGCACGAUAAAAAGAAGAAAAAAAAACCAUAUUUUCUUCUUUUCUACACCUUUGAACUUUGAUCUUUCAUUGGCCAAAAUCUAUGCUUUCCCUCUUGACUUCUUGAAUCUUGACCCAUUUCUCUCCUCCAUAUAACUCAAAUACGGAGUACUCUUAUUUAAUUUCCUUUUUAUUUUUCUAUCCAUUUCCAAAAAAUAAAAGAAAAUAGAAAAACCAGAUUAUGGUUAUCAUCAUUGCUACUAUCCGUCUUCAUUUCUAAAAUCUAACGGCUGUUCAUCUCAUGGUAACUCCUCCUCUUAAAUAUCCUCUUCAUUUCACCACCUCUUCCGACGGCGCGUGAUUUACAAACGCCAAUCUGGAUGGGCCAAUCAGCGUCCGUUCCAGUUAACUCACCCGAGUUGACUCGCCAUCCUUCCCGUUCCUUCUCCUUCACAACUCGCUUCACCUCUUCCACCCGCAAAAAAACAACCCACGCGCCGACUCACCCACCUCCCCCUCCUCCGCCACCACCACCUCUUCCUUUCGUUCAACGAAACCAGAUGGUUAAACCCGAAGAUGGGCCCGUUCCCUUCAACAUUUUUCCUGACCCCACAUCAGAAAUCCCCGACGAAUGCCUGGCCCACAUCUUCCAGUCUCUCUCCUCCGGCGACCGCAAGCGCUGUUCCCUCGUCUGCAAGCGGUGGUUCGUCGUCGAAGGCCAAAGCCGUUGCCGCCUCUCCUUGAACGCCAACUCGGAGAUCUCAGCUCACCUAACUUCCCUCUUCUCCCGAUUCGACUCGGUCACCAAGCUCGCCCUCCGAUGCGACCGUCGAUCUGUCAGCAUAAGCGACGACGCCCUCGUCCUCAUUUCCCUCCGGUGCCGCAACCUCAUGCGCCUCAAACUCCGGGGAUGCCGCGAACUCACCGACCUAGGAAUCGCCGCCUUCGCUCAGAACUGUAAGUCCCUCAAAAAACUCUCAUGUGGCUCCUGCGUUUUUGGUGCCAAGGGCCUCAACGCCGUCUUUGAACACUGCAUUUUGCUCGAAGAAAUUUCAAUUAAGCGCCUCCGUGGCAUUAACAACGACGGCGAUUCAGAGGCUGCAGCUGAGCCCAUCGGGCCCGGGCUUGCAGCUAAGUCGUUGAAGAGUAUUUGCCUGAAGGAGCUUUAUAACGGGCAGUUAUUCGGCCCAUUGAUUGUCGGGUCUAAAAAUCUGAAAACUUUGAAGUUGAUUCGGUGUUUGGGGGAAUGGGAUAGGGUUUUGGAAAUGAUGGCUAGUGAGAAAUCGAAUUCUAGUUAUACUUAUAAUAAUAGUAAUGAUAAUAGUAAUUUAAACGGAUUGGUUGAGAUUCAUCUGGAGAGGAUACAGGUUACUGAUUCUGGGUUAUCUGCAAUUUCAAAUUGUGCUACUUUGGAGAUUCUGCAUCUUGUUAAGACCCCUGAGUGUACUAACUUAGGGAUUAUUUCCAUGGCGGAGCGGUGUAAAUUGCUGAGGAAAGUUCACAUUGAUGGGUGGAGAACUAACAAGAUUGGUGAUGAAGGGUUGAUUGCACUAGGGAAGAACUGUUCUAAUUUACAGGAACUUGUAUUGAUUGGUGUUAAUCCCACAACCUUGAGUUUAGAGGUGAUUGCUUCUAACUGCCGGAGUUUAGAGAGGUUGGCGCUUUGUAGUAGUGAGACUAUUGGCGAUUUGGAAAUGUCGUGUAUUGCUUCGAAAUGCACAGCUUUGAAGAAGUUCUGUAUCAAGAGUUGCCCCAUUUCAGAUAAUGGGUUGGAAGCAUUGGCUUGGGGUUGCCCUAACUUGGUGAAGAUUAAGGUUAAGAAGUGUAGAGAUGUGACUCGAGAUGUUGUUGAAUGGUUGAGGGAGAAGAGGGAAUCAUUGAUCGUUAAUUUGGAUGCCGAUGAGAUUGAGGCCGUUGAUGCUAGUGCUAGUGAAGCAGGAGGAGUCCAGGGAGAAGAUGGUGCAGAUUUUCCGGCAGGGGAGACCGAUAUAACUUCUUUUCAGGCUCCUGCUAGGGGAAAUGGUCGCGGCGUGUCUUUGUUCAGGAAUAAGUUAAGCUUCAUGUUUGGUAGGAAUAUAGCAGCUUGUGCUUUGAGAAGGUGGACGACUGGUAGCAGUAAUACCAAUGGUGGUAAUCAAUGAACAAUUCAAGCAGCAAAGCAAAUGUCAGAAAAAUGAAGUCGUAAAAGUCGAUGGUGGAGUAUUACGCAUAUAGGUUGCACACAAGAACAAGUGAAACACAAAAUUUAAUGCAAGGAGGGCGAUUGAUGCAACAAGUUAUAUUGGACUGCUACUGUUCAAUUGAUGACAAAAAGUUUUCUUUUAUACAGCACAACGAACUACAAUAUAGGUGUGUAACCGAGGUUGCAAGCCUACAUGUGUCCAUAAUAUAUUCACCGCAAACCCGAGAUAGGUAGAAUUAGAAGGACAACA